AUGUCCUCGCCGCCUCCUCUGACUCUGUUUGUGGUCUUCGUGUGUGUGACGCAGGAACAGGGCCUCGUCGGAAUUCGUUGUCUAAUGCUGGAGCAUUUGACCACGGUCGUCUUCAACACUCUCCUUUCCGGUCGCCCAUUUGCUGCACACUCGUCUGCAUCCUCGAGCUCUGCCCUGAGGAUGGUCACGCGCUCGCGCCAUAAAAUUCCGCAGGACUUCUUCACGCCACGUCCACGGCGCGUGAAGGGAAAGGAGAGGGCACGCCCAGAGGAUGAUGCGUGCGAUCCCUGCACAGGUACAGAAGGUACAAUAAUGAGGGGCAUGCAUUCGUCGUCUGCAGGCAUCUCAUUGCGACAGAGACCACGGCGAAUAUCGGGUCACAAGCUGAUGCGCACUCUCUCUCGAGGCGGCACCUCCUUCCUGGGCACGCCCGCCCAGCGGCGACACUCGUCAAAUCUUCCGGACGCAUCGUCAAGUGCUACACCGUCGGAGCAGCAGGCGUGGAUCGACAAGAUCAACGCAUUCGCGACUUGGAAAAACGAGGCGGCGACGUGGAACGGGGAGUUCGACUACGAGGACGCAUGGCGGGCGUACGAGGCGCUCGACGCGGCAAACGGGUGCGACCUAGUGCCGGUGGAGGUGUUUAUGCAAUUUGCAUCGCGGAUCGCGGACGGGGCGCAAGGGCUGGACUUCCGGUCGUCGUUGCUGGACUCGAUGCCGCUGUGGGGCACGCGGCUGCAGAUGCUGCUGCACGCGCUCGCGGGUCGAAUCAGGCCGCACUCGGGGCUCCAUGUCCGCUGGCGCUCGUUGGAGACGCGAGGGCUCGCGAUGGCGGGGCAGUACGCGGAGGCGGCGCGGGAGGCGCGAGAGCUGGCAGGGACAGAGAUGGAGCAGAAGAGUGUAACGUACGUGGUGGAGGCGUACACGACGAUCGUUUCGCUUCUUCGGCAGAUGCGGCACCCGGUGGUGGCGUUCGAAGUGCUGCUGGGAGAGUGGGAGGCGGUGCAGCCAUUCUUGCAGCAACGGACGAUGGUCUGGGGCGACUCGAUUCUGCGGCUGAAAAUUUCCAGGUUCAAGGAGGUGGUACAUUCGGUGGUGAUGGGGGUGGAGAACAUGGCGGCGUACAUGUUAACGGCCCAGAAGAACUGGACACCAGAGCGGCAGAGAAGCACGGACGAGUUCCUGAUCCGGACGCUCUGCCGGGUAAGAUUGCCCCACGACGCGCUGGCCAUGUUGGAUAUGGCGCUGACGCAGAAGGUGCAAGUACAUUUGGACGUGCAGUUGCUGGUGGUCAAGACGCUCGCGAAGGAGGAUGCGUUUGAACAGGCAAACAAGUUGUUCAGCUCUCUGUCUCAGUGGACGACGUCGGCACUUUUCUUCAGGAAGUACCAAUCUCUGGGUCUCUUCCUAUGCGCGCACCAAGGAGAUGUGGUACGUUCCGAGGAGUAUUUCGAUCGACUUGCUCAACGUUCAUGGGUCAGCAUGGCCGACAUCAACAUGCUGAUGCACGCGCACGCUGUUCGUGGGGACACUGACCGCGUCAUCGAAUUGUUCCACCACUUCUUUCCUAUAAACGUCAAGGAUCGACCAGCUCCUACGCUCUACCACUACACCACGGUCAUUUUCGCGCACGCACAACGCAGUGAUUUCGACGGAAUCAAUACUUGGCUAGAGCGCAUGACGGAGGCCGGCAUUCUCCCAGAUAUGCAUGUCUACAGCGUCAUCCUGCACAGUUUCGCUAUGCGCGGGGAACUGAAGUCCAUGGUUGAGCUCCUGGACCAGAUGCGCGAGAGCGGCUUGCAACCCACACGAGUCUUGUAUACUACUAUCAUUUCUCUGCUCGCGACGCGCAAGGAUCCCGCGGCGGCGGAGGACGUCUACAAACGCGCCCUCGGUGAAGGAAUCAUCCCGGAUCGCCGCAUGCUGACUGCGUUGAUGAACGCUCAUGUCGAGGCUGGUCAAUGGAGCGGUGUCAUCCGCGUUUUCGACUACCUAGCAUCUUCUGCCACACUCGGGCUUCGACUGACGAUCGAGGUCUUCAAUACGCUCCUCAAGGCGUACGUUCUCAUCGGCGCGCCCUUUCGCGUUGUUGCGGGAUUAUUCCAACGGCUCGAACAAGCGAAGGUGAAGCCUGACCAGUAUACGUUCGCGCUGCUCGUGCAGUCCGCGUGCGAUUCAGGACUAAUGGGUAUCGCCACGGAUCUCGUAGCGGAGAUGGAACGCCUCUCGGAGAGCUGGGAGACACACUUUCAUUUAAACGUCUACGUGUUCACGAUCCUCAUGGCGGGACACUUACGCCAGAAACACAGAGCCAGGGCGCGGGCAGUCUAUGAGAACAUGAAGGCGCGGGGCAUCGAGCCAACUGCUGUCACGUACAGCGCGAUCAUCAACGCGUAUGCGCACGAGAAGAGCGGGGAGGGGUUGAAGAUCGCGGAAGAGUUCCUUCAUUCUCUCCUGUCGACAGACCGGGACCAGCGGCCGUGGAUGAAGCCGGCUGGACGCAGACAGUUACCUCUUGAGAUGGUCUAUGCCCCGAUCAUGGUUGCGCACACAUGGCGUGAAGAUCCAGAGGCUGUUGAACGCCUGUAUCAGGAGAUGCUUGACAACGGCGGGGAACCGACGCUUGGCACAAUGACCGCUCUGUUCGAUGCCUAUCGGCGGAAAGGCGACCUCCAAGCCGUGUACCGCACCUGGCCGCAGAUAGUUGAGUUGGGCCUCCGCUAUUCCCGUGUGAAUGGUCUCUUCAACGGUAUGGCGGACGGGGCCAGACCAAAUUUGCGCAGCCAGGGCACUUCCAUGUGCAUCCCACUCUCGAUAUACCUCGAUGCACUGUCCGCUUCUGGUCGGCACUCUGAGAUCCCGAAGGUGUGGACGUCGCUCAGGGAGGAAGGUCUUUCAUUCGAUUCCCACAACUGGAACCAUCUCGCCGUGGCACUGGUGCGUGCUGGGGAGCCCGAGCGUGCGUUCGAGGUCAUAGAGAGGGUCAUCCUGCCAUACCGAAACAAAAGCCGAGGGCUCGCGACAUCAAGGGACCCACACCCAGAAUCCCCACUCAGUACAUCCCUUCCUCCUCAAGAAGAGGAGGACGACUUGCCACCUGCGCCUUCUGAAGCACCGAUGCACUUCACGAGGCGCAGGGCUCUCGCAGUAUAUCUUGCGCGCUUGAAGGCCAAGGGCCUGGAGGACGAGGGAAAGAAGGACUUCGCCCAUGGGUUGCAUGUGCUGCACCAAAUUUCUCCGCUUUGGAACGUCUGGCGUGCUCACGCCGUGACCAUGAGGGUACUGCACGGUGUGCUCGUUCAUUUGGAGGGUGGCCAGUUGAUCCAACCGUAUCGCCCUGGCGUCGACUCGAACGAGGAGACUGCCGUGGACGUGCAGAGUCUCCUUAACAGGCGGACGGCAGCGUUGGAGAUCCUGGACAGGAUUCAUGCCAACUACCCACAUACGGUACGCUUACUUCGCGAGUACGAGAUCAUCAGGAAGGCGUCGAAUCGUAGGCAAGUAGCCAAGCGCUCGAUGUAG
Sparassis crispa is the source of this 3522-nucleotide messenger RNA. RefSeq names its product Protein Rf1, mitochondrial. The record is from RefSeq and is a predicted model, not a curated record. Bases 1 to 3522 code for a protein of 1173 amino acids. The transcript is spliced from 3 exons. NCBI's taxonomy places the organism in Eukaryota, Fungi, Basidiomycota, Agaricomycetes, Polyporales, Sparassidaceae. Gene Ontology annotation, molecular function: protein binding.